Messenger RNA from Tympanuchus pallidicinctus (lesser prairie-chicken), 6454 nucleotides. It is a transcript of the gene SLC26A1, whose product is annotated as solute carrier family 26 member 1. The coding region runs from base 911 to 3049 and encodes 712 amino acids. The transcript is spliced from 3 exons. Gene Ontology annotation, molecular function: secondary active sulfate transmembrane transporter activity; bicarbonate transmembrane transporter activity; oxalate transmembrane transporter activity. Gene Ontology annotation, biological process: transmembrane transport. NCBI's taxonomy places the organism in Eukaryota, Metazoa, Chordata, Aves, Galliformes, Phasianidae. Gene Ontology annotation, cellular component: membrane. The record is from RefSeq and is a predicted model, not a curated record.
GCUGGUAACAACAUCCCCUACAUUAUUUGCUGUGGCUUUACUACAUUCUAAAAGCUUCAAUUAAACUAUAAUCAUUAACAACACCUGCCAAAAAUGGAAACUCAUUUUAGAGUUGUUUUACAGCUAGCCUGUUCAUUUGAUGUUGCAGUUUGAAAAUACAUCUAGCAGAAGAAAUAGUUGUUUACAGGAAGAAAGUCCUUAUUUUCAGAGGAAAAAGAACUGAAGAAAAGGAUCUCAUGUUAGUAUUUGCAUUUUAACUUAAAAACAUUUUUCCAUGAGGAAGGUUUUUUAACCUUAGGCUAAAAUUGUGAAAGAAUACAUAGGGUGUUUUUUUUUCCCAAAUAAGCUUUUUAGUUUACAACAAACUACCAUUCUGAUUGUCCAGCAGAGCAGAUACUAUACAGAUAAUAUAGUACAGCCAAGACAUACUACAAAAUUAUCACACAUACACAUUAUCUCUUAACAGAUUUAACAGAGAAACUCUAUUCUAAAAAUAUUAUGUAUUGAAAGCUACUAUUAUCCCCUCAGGAAGCUGCACAGACUGUAAAUGUCUGUUAAUGCUGUUUUGUUUUGCUGUUUUAUUGUUGAUUUCUUUUUAAUACAAAUUUAUUUGUAAGUAAAUUCUGCAAGAUCAGAAGACAGCAGACAGUAACUGUACAAUUAAGCAUCUGAGCCUGGAGUACAGAAGCCAAUAAAAUCUCUUUUAAGUAGCCUAUCAAAAGCGAGCAUUGGAUACUGAACUGCCCAGUAGCUUGUAACUAUGUUAAACAAGGCCACUGUAUUUAUUUCUUGGCUGUCUGAAUUCACUUGGCUUUAAGAAGUAGGUGGCAUUUGCAUAGAACUUGCAGUCCUCAAGUACAAGACUCUCAAACUGAUCUAGGAAAAGAUACAUGAAGUAAACACUAAGACAAUGGAAAGACCACAUGAGGCUACGAAGAUGGAAAACACUUCUUCCUGCUUUUUCAUGGAAAGAAAGACUCGUGUGAAGGCGAACAGGAAAGAGAUUGUGCUAGCCAAGCUGAGGAAGAGUUUCUCCUGCACACCAAGGAAACUGAAGAACUUUGUAAUGGACUUCUUUCCUGUUUUACGAUGGCUUCCCAAGUACCAGUGCAAAGAGUACAUUUGGGGUGAUGUUAUGUCUGGAUUAGUGAUUGGAAUCAUUUUGGUGCCCCAAGCAAUCGCAUACUCACUACUGGCAGGCCUGAAGCCCAUUUACAGUCUUUACACAUCUUUCUUUGCCAACAUCAUCUAUUUCUUAAUGGGCACAUCUCGUCACGUCUCAGUUGGCAUUUUCAGCUUGAUAAGUUUAAUGGUGGGACAAGUUGUGGACCGAGAACUUCUCUUAGCUGGCUUUGAUUUAAAUGAUGACGCCACACCAGCCUUGGGUCAUGGCUCCCUGCAGACUGACAGCCAGUCCAACAUAACUGUCUUCAAUCUUACCACUGAGGGGAUGAAUGCUGAAUGUGGAAAAGAAUGCUAUGCUAUAGGCAUUGCUACAGCCCUGACAUUUGUGGCUGGAGUGUAUCAGGUUCUAAUGGGAGUCUUUCGUCUGGGUUUUGUAUCUAUUUACCUGUCUGAAUCAGUUCUAGAUGGCUUUGCAACUGGCGCUUCCUUAACAAUUUUAACAGCUCAAGUGAAGUAUUUGAUUGGAAUAAAAAUCCCACGUAGCCAAGGGCACGGGAUGCUUGUUAUUACUUGGAUUAACAUUUUCAGGAACAUUUCUCAGGCUAACAUUUGUGAUAUCAUUACAAGUGCCAUUUGUAUUGUUGUGCUGGUUACUGCUAAGGAACUGGGAGAUCGUUACAAGCAUAAGCUGAAAUUCCCUCUUCCAACAGAGCUGGUAGUUAUUGUUGUGGCAACACUAGUGUCACAUUAUGGAAACUUAAAUGAAGUGUAUUCAUCCAGUGUCUCCGGAGCUAUUCCAACAGGAUUUAUUGCCCCCAAGGUACCACGUUUUGACUUAAUGAUCCGCGUUGCUGUAGAUGCCUUACCUCUUGCUGUAGUCAGCUUUGUCUUCACUGUAUCCCUUUCUGAAAUGUGUGCAAAGAAAUAUGCUUACACUAUCCGAGCCAAUCAGGAAAUGUUUGCUGUAGGGUUCUGCAACAUCAUUCCCUCUUUUUUCCACUCUUUUGCAACAAGUGCAGCUCUGGCGAAAACACUUGUGAAAACAUCUACAGGCUGCCAGACUCAAGUCUCUGGAGUGAUUAGUGCAAUGGUGGUUCUGCUGGUACUACUCUUCUUGGCACCUCUCUUCUACUCCUUGCAGAAGUGCGUCCUGGCUUGUAUCAUCAUUGUCAGCCUUCGAGGAGCUCUAAGAAAGUUCCGAGAUGUGCCAGCACGGUACCAUGUGAAUAAGGUGGACACAGUGGUUUGGGUCGUUACUGUAUCUGCCUCUGCCUUGAUCAGCACAGAAAUAGGGCUAUUAGUUGGCAUUGUUUUCUCCAUGUUAUGCAUCAUUGUUCGGACACAGCAGCCACGGACAGCCCUGCUUGGUCAAAUCCAAGAUACCAACUUUUAUGAGGAUGACUUAGAAUAUGAAAAUCUCUCUUCUGUUCCAAAGGUCAAAAUAUUCCGUUUCGAGGCACCACUCUAUUAUGCCAACAGAAACUAUUUCCUAAAGUCUCUGUACAGAUUGACAGAUCUAGAUCCUAACUUAGAAGCUGCCAGAAGGAAGAAAUAUGAGAAGAAGGAAAAGCAGCAUCUGAAAAAAGAAAAUCAACCAACUGUUAACGGACUGGGCAACAGAGACACCACUCUGCAACUAGUCCCUAAGCAAAUUGACUUCCAAGCCCUUGUUGUAGAUUGUUCGUCCGUCCCAUUUUUGGACACCACUGGAGUUAAUACUCUAAAGGAAAUUCUAAAAGACUACAAGGAGUUAAAUAUUUCUGUUCUCUUAGCUUGCUGUAAUCCCUCAGUGAUAGACUCUCUGAAAAGAGGAGGUUACUUUGGGAAAGAUUUUGGAAGUAUGCAAGAAAUGCUGUUCUACAGUAUACACAAUGCUGUGCAGUUUGCAAAAGACCAAAAGCUUACAGCAGACUGCUCUGUUUAAUCCCAUGUUUUCCUUGAUAAUAUGCUAAAGAAAGUGACAGAUGGAGAAGGGCAGUUUCCAAUGAUUAAGUUAUCAGACACACUGUUGGUUUUGUACAGUAACGGGCCUACAAGACAUUGUUCCCUGAAGAGUUCUGCAAUUUACUGGAUGCCACUUAGAAUAGCCCUUUGGGAUGCAGACCAGGGCCAGGCUGGGACAAGCUGGAUAAUUAUCUGCACCUCAAUUUCAGAAUGUGGGUGAAAAAGAAAUGCAUCUUGGGGCAGUUUUCCUCCUUUUGCCAUUAUGAUACAUGACCAGUAUAUGUGUCAUGAUACUGUUGUGGCUGGAAGUCUGUCAAGAGCCAUCUGCCUCUCCCAGUGGCUUGUGUUAAGAAGGAUGAGCCAUAUAUGCAAACACAAUGGAUCUCUGAUCAUGGACAUAUAAUCAUUUAAACUCUGGCUUGCAAAGUCCUGCCCAUUCCAUCGUUCAAGACAUGCUCUUUAGCAACUCCCACUAUUUGCAAACAAGAAAAUGUAUAAAGUAUUGUGGGAUGUGUUAUACCUCUCCUCAUCAUCCUGAUUGCAUGGGCUUCAUGACACAACUUGCCACAAGUGAAGAAAGCACGGGCUAUCACAAUUUCUCUCAAAACCAUCUUCUCAAGAUAACUUCCUGGAGUCACUUGUGAUAUUGGAACUACCAUAUGUUAAUUAAUUACGGAGGGUUAUCUCAGUAACCUCUAAUAAUACAGGAAGAACCAUGACCUUGAUGCACAAAAGAGAUAUAUGGGAUUAAGAAAACAGAAUGGCUUUUCUGACAAUCAUGCAGUUACCAGAGUAGUUACACCACCCUGUCAAAAUGUGUUAUGGCUGUUGAUGCAACUCUAAUCGAGGGACACACAAGGAUCACUAAAUAUAAACCCCAAGACUGUGAUGCAGCACAUCAUGCCCUUCCUACAACAGCCUGCAAAGGUACAAGGGUAAGCGAAGAAAGUAGGAGAAAAGAGGAUAGAAUGAGAAGUUAAUCUGUGAUCUACCAUGUGGGGGAAUGGUUAGUCAGUCAAAAAUGCCAGGCUGGUACUCUCUGAUGCACUUCUAAUGAAGUAGUACAUAUAGUCCACAGCAGUAUAACUAUCCAAGUAGAACAAUGCUUUAUAAGUUGUACAUCCCCAAACACUAGAAAAAUCUCACCACACUACAGACCAUUCUACAUUGUACUGACUUUUUUUUCCCCACCAUGUAAUUCUUUGAUUAUAGAUCUAAUAAGCCAUGUUUUACAUGUUUGUGUUAAUUUUCAUGACAAUUUGCAUUGAGUUGUUUAUUCUGUAUGGUGUCAAAUGAUACCCUCAGAGUCAGUUUUGUUGUUUUAUAUGUAUGCUCUCUCUAUACAAAUAAGCAUACAUCUAGGUUUUGAUUCUAGUUAUACUGAUUCUAGUACUGUUGGUACUUAGUGUUCUAGCAUUGACAGAAAACUCUUUGUUACACUGAGGUCUAAAAUUACCCGCAUGAAAGGGAGGACAGCUGCCCUACCUUUCUCUACUUAUUCAUGGCUGGUUCACAUGUGGAACCAAGCAGAGAAGGAAACUGUCACACUUGUACUUUGUACACUUAGCAGACACCAGAAAUAGGUUACAUGUAUGCUGAAACUAUUUCUUAGAUAUACCAUUAAAACAAAUGCCACUUCGACACAUCACGUGAUUUGCUUAUUUCAACUUUCAGGUCACUGAAUGGAAGAACAAUCUAACUGAGGUUCUCCAGGUGCCCCAGAGCCUGUUUGGCUCUCAAGAACAUGUAUUUCACUUUAAAAAAAAAAAAAAAAAAAAAAAAAACUACAUUCCCAAAAGACAAAAUAAAAGUGUCUUAAUAGGAAUUGAGAGUAGCACAAUAUUAGGUAAGUGACUCAAUGCUGACAUGCUCAUGCAUUCAUUACAGAAAAGUCAAUCAACUGUAUACUGCUAGCACUGCCAGAGCAGUAAAGCCUGACAGAAAUGCCUGUCUAGAUAUUACAAGAUUGACCACUGGCAGCCAAUUCCUGCCAUAAAACAAUUAAAUAAUAUAAUUAUUUAAAGUGCUGACUUGAUACGACUGGCUUAUUUUAUUUCAUAAAAACAAAUGGACAAAGUCCAAGGACAAAGUGUUGUAUUUAUUUUUAUUUGCAAUCAUUCUUUGAUCUGGGAGUAUCUCUUUUAAUGUUUCGCCAGGAAGUGGGUUCACAAGAAUUAGUGCUACACAAUUGGUAACAGUACAGACAAUUUUAGGCUGCUGUGACCAAGUAAGCUGCUGUUGGAAGUAAACUUAAAUUUUUUCAAUAGAAAAGAAAAACAUUUCCUAGCAAUCUACACUUCUUUAUCUUCAUGAAUCAAGUUACCAACCUAGAACAUAAAAGGGAAAAAAUAUAAAUUCCUUUGACUCUUUAUGAAUCUCAUCUUAGAAAAGAAAAAAAAAAAAAAGAAAGAAAAACAACUAUCCCCAUGGAAAGUGUAUGCUUGCAACAACCUCUGGGGAUAAGCAGAAGUUGCCAAUGCAGUCCUUUUUUACCCAUCAGACUGAGAAAUUAAGUCAGAAGCUAUUUUUCAUCAUAUUUUUGGCACCAAAGGAGAGCAGAAAAACUCUUCUAUGCAUAAGAAGAGGCUUGAGCUUUAGUACUUUUACUAGAAGGAAACCAUCAACCGGAAGAAAGUUUAAGAACCAUUACCUGUUUGAUUGACAGAUCUGGCUCAUAAUCAAGUCGAGUAGGACAGCAUAAAACACAGCAGGGAAAUGGCCUUCAGUGUGAUGAUGUAGGGAUGCUCGGAGACCAUGAAUUACUUCAGAGUACAAAAAAUGUCACUUAAAAAAAAGUAAGCCCUUUUCCAGCAGGUUAAUGUUUGCUAUACUGCACUGCAUCAAGAUUAAGCAUAUGACUGAAAAUGUUACAAACUGCCAAUUCUCUUCUCUCCUAUUGUACCAUGAACUAUGUACUGUGACUUGGGAGAGGAACUGGGGAUAUUAUUGUAAUUCCAACUAGGUUAAUACUAAUUUUGAAAUAAAAUUGUUAUAUGACUACUAGAAAAUGUUAUAUCUAUCAUGUAUAUUACAAUAUUUUUGUUCACUAUGGUGCCUUGCACAGAUCAUAUAUCCAACAAACUUUAGUACAGCUACUUAACAAUAGGGACAGGACCUUAUCUUGAGGACUGUGUGAUUCCCAUGGAGCUGGGCACAGAGUUGAGAGUAUGUACCUCCAACUCUCCUCUUGCUUAUUGGCAGGACAGCCAGAAUAUGUUGUCUAGGUUCCAGAAAUAGCUACAUUUACUGGGACUGCCAAACAUCCUGAGAACUGUCCAGUCCAUGAAAGAAACUUUGAGUUCGUGUGUAACCAUGAAUCCUGUGUCUCAUGACGUGAAUGUAAACGUGUGUUUUUGGCUGAAAAAUAAAAAUAGCAGUUCUUCAA